Ceratina calcarata is the source of this 2508-nucleotide messenger RNA. It is a transcript of the gene GlyRS, whose product is annotated as glycine--tRNA ligase. Gene Ontology annotation, cellular component: mitochondrion; cytoplasm. Gene Ontology annotation, biological process: mitochondrial glycyl-tRNA aminoacylation. NCBI's taxonomy places the organism in Eukaryota, Metazoa, Arthropoda, Insecta, Hymenoptera, Apidae. The record is from RefSeq and is a predicted model, not a curated record. The transcript is spliced from 4 exons. Bases 107 to 2317 code for a protein of 736 amino acids. Gene Ontology annotation, molecular function: glycine-tRNA ligase activity; ATP binding.
UGACCGCGUGUAGUACCGUACUAUUUAACGUUGAAGCCCGUGGAUUUCAAGUAAAGGGGAUCGAAAUCGCGCUCCUCGAAAGUCGAUAAAGUGAAAAGUAACGCGAAUGCAGUUCAUCUCGCGUAACUUGUAUUUUCUUUGCCACGGAGCCAGGAAAGCUGCAUACAAGCAUAAGUCGAUUAAUAACCAGUCACUUCGAACAUUCACUGUCACCGCGAGGUUAGCCGAUUUCAGUAAGUGGGGUACGAAGAAAAAGUAUCGGCAAUUGAAAAUACAAAUUAUACAAGAAAUGUCAGACCCAAAGGCCGAAGAAAUUUUAUCUCCACUGCGAGCUAGUGUUAAAGAACAAGGUGAUUAUGUUCGUCAACUUAAAUCUGAUGGAGCUCCAGAGUUGGAUAUCAAGAAAGCAGUUGCCGAGCUCAAACUUAGGAAAAAAUUGCUGGAAGACAAAGAGUUGUCCCUUUCAGAAGCAGUAUCAUUUGAUAGGGCAAGAAUGGAAGAUCUUUUAAAACGCAGAUUUUUCUUUGAUCAAUCCUUUGCUAUUUACGGAGGAAUUACUGGUCAAUUCGACUUUGGACCUAUGGGUUGUGCAUUGAAAACAAAUUUAUUGAACGCAUGGAGAAAUUUCUUUGUAUUAGAAGAACAGAUGUUAGAAGUAGAUUGUUCUAUUUUAACACCAGAGCCUGUACUUAAAGCAUCUGGACAUGUGGAAAGAUUUGCAGACUUGAUGGUAAAAGAUAUAAAAACAGGAGAAUGUUUCAGAUUGGACCAUUUGAUUAAAUCACAUUUAGAAAAAGUGAUUAGCGAUAAGAAAACAGAUGAGAACACACGUGCAGAAUGUAAGGAUAUUAUUAUCAGAUUGGAUGGAAUGACCAAGGAUGAAAUGGCUAAUGUCUUAUCCAAAUUCAAUAUAAAAUCGCCAAUUUCUGGAAAUGAUUUAACGGAACCAAUAGAAUUUAAUUUAAUGUUUGGAACUCAAAUUGGUCCUUCUGGUCUUGUUAAAGGAUUUUUGAGACCAGAAACUGCUCAGGGCAUUUUUGUCAAUUUCAAACGAUUACUUGCAUUUAAUCAAGAAAAGCUGCCCUUUGCAGCAGCUCAGAUUGGAAAUGCGUUCCGUAAUGAAAUAUCUCCAAGGUCUGGGUUAAUACGAGUAAGAGAAUUUACAAUGGCAGAAAUAGAGCAUUUUUGUGACCCAAACGAUAAGAACCAUCCUAAAUUUGAAACAGUUAAAGAUUUGAGUCUGCUGCUAUAUUCUGCUUGCAAUCAGAUGGAUGGCAAGAGCGCACAGUAUGUAACUCUGGGUGAUGCUGUGAUGACAAAACUUAUAGCUAACGAAACAUUAGGAUACUUUAUGGGUAGAAUUUAUCUAUUUCUAAUUAAAGUUGGAGUCGAUCCUAAAAGAUUACGUUUCCGUCAACACAUGGGAAAUGAAAUGGCGCAUUAUGCGUGUGAUUGUUGGGAUGCUGAAUGUCUAACUUCUUACGGCUGGAUUGAAUGCGUUGGCUGUGCUGAUCGUUCAGCUUAUGACCUUACGCAGCAUACAAAGGCUACCGGAGUAAAAUUGGUAGCAGAGAAAAGAUUACCAGCACCAAAAAAUGUUGACGUGUGCGAAAUAGUACCAAAUAAAGUUGUCAUUGGGAAAACAUUUAAGAAAGAUAGUAAACUAGUUCAAGACGCUUUGGCAGCUUUGAGUGAAAGUAAUAUUAAUGCUAUCGAAACUGAACUAAAUGAGAAAGGAGAAGUCGAUUUAAAACUAUCAAACGAUAGUGCAGUCAAAAUUACAAAAGAUAUGAUCCAAGUAAAACGAUAUCAAAAGAACGUACACGUGGAAGAGAUAAUUCCCUCUGUAAUUGAACCAUCCUUUGGUAUAGGUCGUAUUAUGUAUGCUAUCUUUGAACAUAAUUUUAAAGCAAGAGAAGGAGACGAAAAACGAACUUAUAUCAGUCUGCCACCAGUUGUGGCUCCUUUAAAAUGUUCAGUAUUACCACUUAGCGGUAAUGAUGAAUUUGUACCAUUCAUAAAACAAUUGUCUCAGAAUCUCACGAAAGUAGAUGUCUCGCAUAAAAUAGAUGAUUCUUCUGGUAGUAUUGGUCGCAGGUACGCACGGACAGAUGAAAUUGCAAUACCAUUUGGUAUCACCAUAGAUUUUGAUACAUUGAAAAUGCCUCACACUGCUACACUUCGGGAACGCGAUAGCAUGGGCCAAGUUCGAAUAAAUUUGGAUGAAAUUCCAUAUGUAGUGAGAGAUUUGUCUAAUGGCAAACUUACGUGGUCUGAGGUAGAAGAGAAAUAUCCGAAAUUUGAACAUCAAGAAUGAACAGAAGCAUAAUACUAUAUUUAUUAACUUAAAGAAAUAAUUUAUUUGCAUCGAUUAAUAUAAAUGAAUUUCUAAAAUAUUUUGUAUUAGCAUGAAAUGCAUUUUUUAAAGCAUUUAUUAUUGUAUGUAAGUUUGCAUAAACGAUGACCAUACGAAUAUUAAUGAAAAUAAAGUUCUGUUGUUUGUAAUUA